Myxocyprinus asiaticus (Chinese sucker) is the source of this 2234-nucleotide messenger RNA. RefSeq names its product fibronectin type III domain-containing protein 4-like. The transcript is spliced from 6 exons. The record is from RefSeq and is a predicted model, not a curated record. NCBI's taxonomy places the organism in Eukaryota, Metazoa, Chordata, Actinopteri, Cypriniformes, Catostomidae. Bases 664 to 1326 code for a protein of 220 amino acids. Gene Ontology annotation, molecular function: protein binding.
UGUUGCAGCAGACUUAUCGAUGCACAAGUUCGACGCAUAUCAUAAAUCACCUUUCACAGAGCGGCUGAUUGUGUGUUUGGAUGGACUGCAUUCAUCGCGGCUCCUCUGUGCGUCACGCGGCUAUUGAAGGUGAAUGAGUGACUGCUGAGAAUCAACUGGCCACCUGUGGGUCAUGUGCUCGCGAUGCAGCGGACGCCGCUGAUUUAUUUGGUAUUCUUAAAACGUCGUACACGAGCGAAUAAAAGAGCUGAAGGCAAACAUAAGCUCGCGCUCUGACAGACGCCAUACGCUCGCGCCUGGUGUAUUACAUGCACAAGGAACAGGUUUAUUGGCAAGACUGAGGAUUUAACAGUUUAAGUGUUAUUUCUGUAUCGUCAUUGCGAGAGAGCAUCUUCUUUGGUCUUCGGUGAUGCGGGUCUGGAUGGCAACAAAUUGUGGUGCAUUUCGGAGCGCUUGCAUUUGACAAUAACAUCAAGACUGUAAGGAUGCUGCCUUCGAUUGUUUUCAUCAUAACAGUGUAUUUGGACAUUAUAGUGAGAGUUUGAGUUUUCAAUUUAAUGCAUAUUAUUUAUAGCCGUAUAAUUGUUGGAGAGAUGUCAAGUUCACGUUACCUUUCCUUGGAAAUUGGUGUCACUCAUCUGGAUUGACUCAUUUAAGGAAGAGAUGGUUUCUCUCCUCACUUUUGGGAGACUUGUUUUGUCUCUGUUUGGAUGCCACAUCUGCUUAGCAGGGGCAAACCGCCCGGCUGCUCCUGUCAAUGUCUCUGUUACUCACCUGCGGGCCGAUUCAGCCACUGUGUCCUGGAAUAUUCCAGAGGGAGAGACCGUAAUUGGCUUUGCCAUCUCACAGCAGCGUCAGGACGGGCUGAUGCAGCGUUUCAUUCGCGAGGUGAACACAACCAGCCGAGCUUGUGUACUUUGGGAUCUCGAUGAAGACACAGAUUAUAUCAUCCAAGUCCAGUCCGUUGGACUACAUGGAGAGAGUCUGGCCAGCAAAAAGAUUCACUUCAGAACGCUUAAGAAAUCUGAACAUUUUCAAUCCGCCAUGAUGGAUCAAGAAGACCCAGCAGUUGAGGGUUUAGACAUAUCCAGACAUCUACUAUCCGGAGAGAUACUGAUCAUUAUGAUGGUGCUGCUAAUGUGGGCAGCUGUGAUUGCGCUCUUCUGUAAGCAAUACGAUAUCAUCAAAGACAACGACUCCAACAACCACAGUAAAGAGAAAACAAAACCUCUGUCUGAGCAAAGUACACCAGAAUACCAUAAUGGAGGCCUGCUGGGCAGCAAGUUUCAAAACACAUCAUCUUCUGUUAGCAUCAUCAAGGUUUAACCAAGAUGUCAUCAACAGAUCUGUCUACGGAUAUCAAUGCAUUAUUUGAUAUUCAUGACAAGCGUGAAAAGGCAAUAGUAACUUAAACUAUCUCUCGAAUCGGGAAUCAUUAGGUAGUAUACGGGUAUUCGGUGGAAUAUUCCAAUAAAGGACACUGAACAUACUGUUCUUCUUCAAUGAUAAACAACUAUAUGGCUAAUCACAAGAGGAGCUGUUGGUGCUAUGAAUAUUGUGGAGUUCAAACAUUGGCAGCAAGAUAUCACAGUGUCGAUCUGUGCAUAUGGUUUUGUUGUGAAUGUGUUACUUUGAAAGAGGAUUACUGUAUGAAUGCAUAGUAUUGUAUAUGUGACAUUUGUCAUUAAUUCUUGCAAACUAUGACAACAAAUUCAUCAAUAGCCACAGAAGCGGCUUAAAAAUAUGCAUUAUUAAUUUCUCACUGCAAUGGACUGUGUAGGAAUUGCUUGUUUUAUUUUAAGUAUUAAUGCUGUGUUACUAAAUGUCUCCCUUUUAGAGAUUGUCGGCUGUUUUAUGGGGUUUCCUUAAGAACCAGUGUUAGAGUGUCCAGCGUUCAAUAAAGACAUGGUACUGUGAGAAGUAUUAGUGUGAUAAACUAGUACAGUUUUAAGUUUUUGAACUUCUAAAUUAUGUUAAUAGAAUCAUAUGUCUACACUUAUAUUGUAGUGUACAUAGUGAAAAUAAAACACUUCUUGCUGUACAUUUUUUACAUAGUUGGCUGAGCGAUAAGUUUAGAUUCAGUUAUUUAAGAAGGCCACACAGUUGUAGUUUGAGGCAAUAGGUAAUGAGUGUAAUUUAAAUACUGUAUUUUAGUUUAGAGGUUAGAAGCUGUUUAACCACUGAAGUUUAUUAAUAUUCUGAUUCUCAGUCCUUCUUUCCAAUAAAUGGGAAAC